AUGGCCGACACAGAAGAAUAUUCAUCGCGUAGAAGCGCCAGUCCUGAUCGUUACGAUCGUCAGAGAUCUCUUUCUCCUCGUCGCGACUCUGCUCAGGAUGGAUCUAACGAGGCUGGUCUUCCCGAUGACAGAGAGAGAAACGGCGAUUCUGGUGCCGCUAAUGACAGUUCUAAUGGCAAUGAUGCUGCUACUUCUGGAUCUGCUUCCGGCCCUGUUGACGAUGAUGAAGCUGCUAAGAAUGAAGGUACUAAUUUGUUUGUUUCUGGUUUGGCUCGUCAAGUCACCGAAGCUAAAUUGGAGGAAUUGUUUUCCAAGUACGGUACUGUCGUCAAGUGCCAAAUCAUGGUUGACCCUCAUACCAGAGACUCGCGAGGUUUUGGUUUCGUUGACAUGGCUGAUGUAGAGGGUGCUGAUGCUGCUAUUGCUGGUAUCAAUGGCCAAGAUCUGCUUGACAGAGUUGUUUCUGUCGAAAAGGCUAAGAGAAAGAGACCAAGAACCCCUACUCCUGGUAAGUACUUUGGUCCUCCAAAGACCAGAGGCGCUGGUUCUUUCAGAAGAGGUGGUUAUGGUGGUCCUAGUCGUUAUGGCGGUGGUGACUACCGUGGCGGAUACAGACCGAGAUACGAUGACCGUGAUAGAUAUGGUGGCCCUCCUCCUCCUGGUGGCUAUGACAGAUAUGACAGAUACGAUCGUUAUGAUCGUUACGACAGAUAUGAUCGAUACGAUGAUCGAUUCAGGGGUCCUCCACCUCCAAGAGGUCCUCCUGGUCCUUCUAGAUACGAUGAUCGCGAUGGAUACAGAGAUCGUGAGUAUUCAUCUCGUUAUGACGAAGGUCCUCGUGACAGAUAUGCUCCUCCUCAUAGACGAGGCGAUAACUACCGUGACCGCGAACGCCGUGGCCCUCCUCCUUCUGGCGGCCCUGGUGGAGAUUCAAGAGAUUACGAUCGUCCCUCGUACCGUGACGAACCAAGAGGUGCUGGAUACAGUCCUGAAAGAGAAGAUUAUCGUAGGGAUUAA
This is a messenger RNA of Sugiyamaella lignohabitans, 1017 nucleotides long. RefSeq lists its product as uncharacterized. The transcript has a single exon. NCBI's taxonomy places the organism in Eukaryota, Fungi, Ascomycota, Dipodascomycetes, Dipodascales, Trichomonascaceae. Gene Ontology annotation, molecular function: RNA binding. Bases 1 to 1017 code for a protein of 338 amino acids. The record is from RefSeq and is a predicted model, not a curated record. Gene Ontology annotation, biological process: positive regulation of mRNA splicing, via spliceosome. Gene Ontology annotation, cellular component: spliceosomal complex.